UCAGAGUUUCAAUGCUACAGGCUUUAAUUGUAACAUAACGGAGAAUAUAUUAUUUUAACACAUUUUGUUUACUGUUACAAGAACUGGACUUGGGAGGUUGUGGUAGAAAAACAGCACGUGAUCAGCGAAGAGGUGAGCACAAAAUCAUAUAUUAGAAACAUAUUGGAUGUGGUGGCGCUAUUUACUCUUUCUGGUAGGGCUGACGUCACAAGCCUGUGCUUCAGACCUUAAACUGGUGUGUUAUUACACGAACUGGGCAGUCUAUAGACCUGGACUAGCUAAAUUUUCUCCAGAAAAUAUCAAUCCAUUUCUGUGUACUCACUUGAUCUAUGCUUUCGCUGGUUUUGGCAAGGAUUACGAGUUGAAGCCUCUCGACUCAUACAAUGACAUUGAAAAAGGUAAUUACAGGAAGUUUGUGGGUUUGAAAAAACAUAAUCAAGAUCUAAAGACGAUGAUUGCCAUUGGUGGAUGGAACGAAGGAUCUAAAAGGUUUUCUAGGCUUGUUCGAGAAUCUUCUACAAGAGAAAAGUUUAUUCACAGCGUCAUACGCUACUUACGACAAAACAGGUUCGAUGGUUUAGAGUUGGACUGGGAGUAUCCAGGGUCCAGGGAUGGUAGUAGUAACGGUGACCGCAAGGGUUAUGCUCUUUUGAUUAAGGAACUUCGAGAGGCGUUUAAUCAGGAAGGAGAUUCACGCAGGAAGGAGAGGUUGAUACUUUCUGUCGCAGUGCCUGCUGGGAAGGACUACAUUGAUAACGGCUACGAUGUUCCAGAAAUUUCUAAGUACGUGGACUUCAUGAACGUGUUAUCCUACGAUUACCAUACAGCUUACGAAGCAAUAGUCGACCAUCACGCUCCUCUAUAUAAACCCCCCGAUGUUGGUCGAUGGGAUGAACGAAAUAGACUGAAUCUGAAUUGGACUAUAAGUUACUAUCUGGAACUAGGAGCUCCUAGGCACAAAUUAAUAGUAGGAGUUCCUACUUAUGGACGAUCAUUUACCCUACUGGACCCUGAUGACAACGAGAUCAAUGCUGCUGCAGAUGGGCCUGGUGAGGAAGGUUCAUCAUCCAGAGAAAAGGGAUAUUUGUCUUAUCAUGAGAUCUGUCAGAAUAUUCUUGAAAAGGACUGGGAAGUAAGACGCCCCUACUCAGAUAUUUUUGGACCCUACUGUUUUAAAGACAAUCAGUGGGUUGGAUUUGAUGACGAAGUGAUAAUAACCAAGAAAGCAAACUACAUCAGAGAACAAGGCUUAGGGGGCGCUAUGGUGUGGACAUUAGCUGAUGAUGAUUUUCGAGGUUUGUGUGGGGAAGAGCAAAGCCCCUUGGUAACGACAUUACGUAAUGCUUUGCUCACUGGAAAUAAAGAACAUCCAAUUAAAUCUGUCGUCCAGACAAUACUAGACGAAGUCAAACAGCAACUAUCACCUGACAGUGAAUCAUACCGCAAAAAGUACAGGCGUCUUUCUGGUUACAAUAGGCUGAGAGACUCUGCCAGAACUAACAGCGAGAAUCCCAAGUACCUUCUUCAAACACCAAAGCCUCCAACAACCCCUGAUCCAGGUGGUGAUUUCAUAUGCACAGAUGAAGGUUUCUUUAGGAAUCCUAGAAACUGCAAGAAGUACUAUUGGUGUCUUGACAGUGGGCCUGCAGAACUAGGUAUCGUUCCUCAUACUUUCACUUGUCCUGCUGGUUUGUACUUCAAUCCCCAAAGGGAUUCUUGUGAUUAUCGCCAGAAUGUGCAUUGUGAAGAAGAAUCUGCUCCAAAACCAACAACCUCCAGACCUUCUCGAACAACCAGACGACCAUUCCGCUUCAAACGUCCACGCCUUAGUUUCCGUAAAACCACGACGACUACCACAACAGAAGUCCCACAAACUCAGGCCCCAACCACUCAUAACUUGGCUGAUUUGGUCCGACUGCUUCAGUCACUUCUGAAGACAGAACAGACAACUGAGGAGGUUACUACUCUUGUUUCAGAGACAUUGGCUCCAACAUCUAGAACCCUUCCAGACUACAUAACUCCCCAGUUUUCCAAAGUUCAGUCCGUAACACAAAGUAUAACAAGCACAUCUUCACCAACCUCAACAGAGAGCUCUCCAACAUUAAAUAUCCCACGUUACCGACGACCCAUACGUCCCUCUCAAUAUUUACCUGCUACAUUAUCACCAAAAGAUUUCAGUAGUCCAUCACCUGGCCACCUGACCAACCAAGUUCCGCGGAGGCCACAGUUCGAAGCUGAACCAGAUAGUGAAAAGCUCUUUAAGUACGUAGAACCAAACAGGCGACAGACUUCAAGCAGAUCUAACAAAACACAAGAAGAAAGUAAUCCCUUUUCGAACUACCAGGACCCAGACAGGUCAUCUGAUCCAGAAGAAAGAAAAGAAACCGACUCCUUGUUUAUCUACAAAAAUCCAGAAAGAACUAAAGUUCAAACACCCACAGAACCUCCUCUUGAAGUUGAACCUGCUACUCAAUUCACACAUACUUUACCUAAUAAUCCAAUUCAGUAUAACACCCCAAUCCGAUCAAGUCCAACUCCCACAACAACGCCACAUAAAGAGAAUAAAAAGGUUCAACUGCUAAACCGCAAACGUGGACAUCAAAGGUUCCGGCCACGAUUUCGGAUAAGGACACGCACAAGAUCAAGAGAAAAUGAAGAUGCUGUUUCUUCUCGGGUUAGCUCGGUGACCUUGCCAAAGGACCAAGAACUGCAAGACUUUAAACCUGUCCAGCGAGCCAUACGUCGUCGGUUGCGGCCAUUGAGGACUACAACAACUCCUGCACCUCGAGGACCUGGAGUGACCGUGGCAGAAAGUAUGAACGUGCAGUGCAUGCGUCAGGGUAUCCACCGAAAUCCAAAAAACUGUAGUCAAUUCAUCAUGUGUGCUCCAGUAUUUGAAGAAGGUUUCCGAAGCUACUUUUACGAUUGUCCAGAUGGGAAAAUUUUCGACGAAACCUUGGGUAGAUGUACAACUGGAAACCCAGAUACUUGUGAAAUCACCGUUUAACAAUCUCGUGAACUUUCUUUCGUCCUUCGUUCACCACUGUUGCUGUUUAUUAAAUCGUUCUGAUCAUACCAGUUCCAUUAGCAUAUUAUAACUGUUAAUAUGAUGUCAAAUAACCCAGUAAAAUAAGGUAAAGCAAACCUUUAAAUAUUUAAUAUGGUUGAAUACAACAAAAUAAUUAUUUUCCUUUUUUUUGUCCAGUGGAAAGGAUGUUUAUAUUGAAAUGUGCCGAUAUAGUAACGAAUACUGGUAAUACGAAGGGUUGUGAUGAAAACUUCCAUCAUAAGAUCUUUAUUUCCAUUAAGUUUUUCACUUAAACGUUUCUAUGAACUUAUUCAUAAUCUGAAUUAACAUAAUUACAAUAUUCUACUAUUCAUAUUACCAACAAUUCCAAGCAAAUAUUUUGUUUUUGGAAUAAAAGUAACCGAUAUGCCAGAAUAAUAACGUAUUUGCAUGUAUAUGAAUCGGUGAUGCAUAUUAAAACCUUGUCGUUCGAAA
Molecule: messenger RNA, 3502 nt
Organism: Limulus polyphemus (Atlantic horseshoe crab)
Lineage: Eukaryota; Metazoa; Arthropoda; Merostomata; Xiphosura; Limulidae
Product: oviduct-specific glycoprotein-like
Exons: 10
Coding region: 167-3007 (946 amino acids)
Biological process (GO): carbohydrate metabolic process; chitin catabolic process
Cellular component (GO): extracellular region
Molecular function (GO): chitin binding; chitinase activity
Source: RefSeq, a predicted model, not a curated record